This is a messenger RNA of Dipodomys spectabilis (banner-tailed kangaroo rat), 7749 nucleotides long. RefSeq names its product Nik related kinase (gene Nrk). Gene Ontology annotation, biological process: protein phosphorylation. Gene Ontology annotation, molecular function: ATP binding; protein kinase activity. Lineage: Eukaryota; Metazoa; Chordata; Mammalia; Rodentia; Heteromyidae. The transcript has 27 exons. The coding region runs from base 77 to 4651 and encodes 1524 amino acids. The record is from RefSeq and is a predicted model, not a curated record.
CCCUCCACCUCCUAACUCCCUAGCGCUCACCGCACUUGGUCGCCUAGUCGCCCGCUCCCGUUUGACUCUCGAAGCCAUGGCGGGACCAGGGGGCUGGAGGGACAAGGAGGUCACAGAUCUGGGCCACUUGCCGGAUCCAACUGGAAUAUUCUCACUAGACAAAACCAUUGGCCUUGGUACUUAUGGAAGAAUCUAUUUGGGACUCCAUGAAAAGACUGGCGCAUUUACGGCUGUUAAAGUGAUGAAUGCCCGUAAGACUCCUUUACCUGAAAUAGGAAGGCGGGUGAGAGUGAAUAAGUACCAAAAGUCUGUUGGAUGGAGAUACAGUGACGAGGAGGAGGAUCUCAGGACUGAGCUCAACCUUCUGAGGAAGUACUCUUUCCACAAAAACAUUGUGUCCUUUUAUGGAGCAUUUUUCAAGCUGAGUCCCCCUGGCCACAGACACCAACUUUGGAUGGUGAUGGAGUUAUGUGCAGCAGGCUCAGUGACUGAUGUAGUGAGGAUGACAAAAAAUCAGAGCUUAAAAGAAGAUUGGAUUGCUUAUAUCUGCCGAGAAGUCCUUCAAGGCUUAGCACAUCUUCAUGCACACCGAGUCAUUCACCGAGACAUCAAAGGUCAGAAUGUGCUGCUGACUCAUAAUGCUGAAGUAAAACUGGUUGAUUUUGGAGUGAGUGCUCAGGUGAGCAGAACUAAUGGAAGGAGAAAUAGCUUCAUUGGGACACCAUACUGGAUGGCACCUGAAGUGAUUAACUGCGAUGAGGACCCACGGCGUUCCUAUGAUUACAGAAGUGAUGUUUGGUCUGUGGGAAUCACUGCUAUUGAAAUGGCAGAAGGGGCUCCUCCUCUAUGUAAUCUUCAGCCCUUGGAAGCCCUCUUCGUUAUUUUGCGUGAAUCUGCUCCCACAGUCAAAUCCAGUGGCUGGUCCCGCAAGUUCCACAAUUUCAUGGAAAAGUGCAUGAUAAAGAACUUCCUGUUUCGUCCUACUUCUGCAAACAUGCUUCAGCACCCAUUUGUUCGCAGUAUAAAACAUGAGCGGCAUGUUGUGGAGUCAUUAACAAAGCAUCUUACUGGAAUCAUUAAGAAAAGAGAGAAAAAAGGGAUCCCUUUGGUAUUUGAAAGAGAAGCUAUUAAGGAGCAAUACACCAUGAGAAGAUUCAGAGGACCCUCUUGCACUCAUGAACUUUUAAAAAUACCAACCAGCAGCAGAUGCAGACCACUUAGAGUCCUGCAUGGAGAACCAUCUCAACCAAGGUGGUUACCUGAUCAAGAAGAGCCACAGGUUCAGGCACUUGAGCAACUACAAGGGGCAGCUAGAGUGUUCAUGCCCAUACAGGCACAGGACAGUACACAAAGACCUCUACAGAGUCAGGUGCAGGCACCUCCACGAUUACAAAAGGCAGCUAGGGUUUUCAUGCCACUACAAGGUCAGGUGAAGGGUAAGGCAUUUAGGCCUCUACACAUGGAGAUUAAGGCACCUCCACGACUACGGAAGCUAUCUGGCAUGAUCAUGCCACUACAGGCUCAGGGCAAGAUGGCUAGGCCUUCACAGAAAGAGAGCUCCAUACCCAAAGAACAACAGGCUCAGACCCAGGAAAAGAAACAAGCUAAGGCCCAGGAACAGGAACAGGCUCUGGCAGAGAACCAGAAACAGGCCCAGGCCCAGGAACAGGAACAGGCCCUUCUAGAACAGGCUCAGGCCCAGGCCCAGGAAUGUACACAGGUUCAAGCCCUAGCAUCAGAACAGCCACAAGAUUUGGACCAGGUGCCAGAGGAAUUUCACGGGCAAGAUCAGGUACCUGAACAACAACAAAGACAGGGCCGGGCUGCUGAACAACGGCAAGGGCAGAACCAUCUCCCUGAACAGCAUCUGGACCAGAACCAAGCGCCUGAACAGCCAGAGGUACAGGAACAGGCUGCUGAGCCUGCACAGGCUGAGGUUGAGGCUCAGGCACCUGAGACAUUACUAGUACAUGCCCAAGUGUUCCUGCCCCUACUCUCACAGAACCACCAUGUUCUCUUGCCACUACAUUUGGAUACUCAGGUGCUCAUUCCAGUAGGGGAGGGAAAUGAAGGGUCACCGCAGAUACAGGCCUGGGCACUAGAGACCUCACAGGCAGUUGAGUCAGUUCAAGCUCUGAUAGAAGGACUCUCAAGAGACUUGCUUCGAGCACCAAACGCAAGUAACUCGAAGCCACUUGGUCCACUGCAAACCCUGAUGGAAAGCCUCUCAUCAAACAUAUUUUACACUCAACCAGAACCAACUAGGAAGAAAAAAUCAAAAGUUUCUAGUCUGAGGCAAGCAUUAGCAAAAAGACUUUCACCAAAAAGGUUUAGGGCAAAGUCAUUACGGAGACCUGAAGAGCUUGAAAUUGAGGAUGUAGAAGCCCGCAGAAGAAGGCGCCAACGCAGAUGGGAGGACAUCUUUAAUCAGCAUGAGGAAGAACUGAGACAAGUUGAAAAUGUCCAAGAGAGAUCUUCUUCUAUGCGUAACAACCACAAUCAUACACAGCGUGUGAAGUUCUCCUCAAGUGUUCCUCAGCAGUCUCUUUUGGAACAAGCUCAGAAGCCCAUUGACAUCAGACAAAAUCCUGAGAAUUGUCCUGAAGCAUCAGAAUCUUCUUCUGAAGAGGAGAGUCCCAGGGUUGUGAGGAGGUCCCAGUCAUCACCUCCUUAUUCUACUAUUGAUCAAAGCUUGCUGAUUGAUGUCCAUGUUCCAGAUGGAUUUAAAGUAGGAAAAAUAUCACCCCCAGUAUAUUUAACAAAUGAAUGGGUGGGCUAUAAUGCACUCUCUGAAAUCUUCCGGAAUGAUUGGUUAAUUCCGGCACCUAUCGUUCAGCCACCUGAAGAGGAUGGUGAUUAUGUUGAACUCUAUGAUGCUGGUGCUGAUACUGAUGGUGAUACUGAAUCUAAUGCAUAUAGACAUACCUAUGACCAUGCCAAUGAAAAUGCUGGCUUGGAUAACCACUUUGAGCAGGCAAAGUAUGUUUGUGAAGACCACAAUAAUGCUGAUGGCAAUGAGGAGUCUGUUGAUGAUGUACGUGGUAAUCAUGAUGGUGCUUCUAACUGGCCAAGAUAUAGAAGAGAUGGAAGCUACAAACAAGUUGGUAAUAAUGGAAAAGAAGGAGCUGGCAGAGGCUAUGGAAAUGAUAAAGCCAGGAGCGGCUAUGGAAGAAGUGCUGUAGGUGGAGCCAGUGCAGCUUUUGGAGAUCCAGAAGAAUAUGGAGCCAAUACAGGCAGUGGAACACGUGGCAGGAAUAAUGGUGAUAUGGCAGUCGGUGGAAUCAGUGCAGAGAAUGGAGCAUGUGGAUUCAGUGAAGGAGAAAAUUACUCAGCAAUAGAUGGACUGGGACUAGAGAGACAUGUCUUCCAGGACGUGGAACCUGAACUAGAGGAAUUGAAUGGUGAAAGUGAUGCCUCAAAUUCCAUCGCCUCUGAUAUUACACCCCCAGGAUUUGAUGAAGAAAUUGACAUAUCAGUAUCAUCAACCUCAUUGGGAUUUUCUCCCGCCCACUCAUCUCCUUCCAAAGAUUCUGAGAGGACUACUGAUGCUGACUGUGACAGUGCCAUCUUAUAUGCUGGAUUUGUUGAAGUACCUGAGAAAUUACCUAUGCUACCCUCUGAAGUCAAUGUUAACCCAUUCUAUGUCUCUCCUCCAUCUAAAAAACCACUUAUCCACAUGUAUGAAAAGGAAUUUACUUCUGAAAUCUGCUGUGGUUCUUUAUGGGGAGUCAAUUUGCUGCUGGGGACUCGCUCUAAUCUGUAUCUGAUGGACAGAAGUGGAAAAGCAGAUAUUACUAAACUUAUAAAGCGAAGACCCUUUCGCCAGAUUCAAGUUGUAGAGCCACUCAACUUGCUGAUUACCAUCUCUGGCCGUAAGAAUAGACUUCGGGUAUAUCAUUUGACUUGGCUUCGGAACAAGAUUCUGCAUAAUGAUCCAGAAAGUAAAAGGCGUCAAGAAGAAAUGCUGAAGACAGAGGAAGCUUGCAAAGCUAUUGACAAGCUGACUGGCUGUGAGCACUUCAGUGUUCUCCAACAUGAAGAAACAACCUACAUCGCAAUUGCUCUGAAAUCAUCCAUUCACCUUUAUGCAUGGGCACCAAAGUCCUUUGAUGAAAACACUGCUAUUAAAGUAUUUCCAACUCUUGGUUAUAAGCCAGUGACAGUUGACUUAGCAAUUGGUCCUGAGAAGACAUUGAAGAUUUUCUUCAGCUCAGCAGAUGGUUAUCAUAUCAUUGAUACGGAAUCAGAAGUUAUAUCUGACGUGACCUUGCCAAAUAAUAAUAUCAUCAUUUUACCUGAUUGCUUGGGGAUUGGUGUGAUGCUCACCUUCAAUCCUGAAGCUCUCUCUGUGGAAGAAAAUGAAGAACUGUUCAAGAAGGUCCUUGAAGUGUGGAGAGAUAUACCAUCUUCUGCAGCUUUUGAGUGUACACAGAGAACCACUGGAUGGGGCCAGAAGGCCAUUGAAGUGCGCUCUUUGCAAUCAAGAGUUCUGGAAAAUGAGCUGAAGCGCAGGGCAAUCAAGAAUCUGAGAUUUCUCUGUACCCGAGGUGACAAGGUGUUUUUUACUUCUACCCUGCGCAACCACCACAGCCGAGUGUACUUCAUGACUCUUGGGAAACUUCAAGACCUCCAAAGCAAUUAUGGUUUUUAAGAGGUUCCAGUGAUUUGUUACAUCUACAUUUAUGAUACAUAUUCAAUUGCAUCUUCACAUUUCUGAGAUUAAAUGAGCAUUCUUUUAUUGCUAGAGAAAAAAUUAAAUCAGAAACUUUCUUUUAAUGUAGCACAGAGUAGUUUUAAUGAGAAAUGCAGCUUUAUAUAUAAAAUUAACAAUAGCAAGCUCUAUGUACUCCAAUGAUGUACAAUGUCUUUUGCACAAACUUUGUAACUUUUGUUACUGUGAAUUCAAACAUUAUUCUUAGGUCAGUUUGGACAGUAUCUGUAUUCAGACUUACAAUACUGAGUAAAGAAUCUUAUUAUGAGUUAGAUUACCAACAAAUGAAUUGGCCAUGAAUAAAACUUCUCCAGAGGAGAAAAAAGUUAAAUUUAUCCAUGAUUUUUUUCAAAGAAACAAAGAUUGUAAUGACUAUGUAAUAGUCUAGACUAUGGUUGAACAACCUGCAUGCCCAGAGUACUUUGAAGUGAUAAAUGAGGACACAUCCUCCAUCUCCUCCCAAGUAAGAUCAUAGUCAAAGGCCAGUUGUAUUCUUUUUUACUCCUUGUUCAACUGAUUUUCUCCCUAAGAGAAGAAAAACGGGAGGGUUUAUAUGCUUGAUUUUCCUCGGAAUCCUCAAAGAUGCGCAAUAGCUAUUUUUACAAAUCACUAAAUUAUAUACUUGUAAGGCUGAAUACAGAACUGAACUUCAAUACAUAUGUACUGUAGAAAGAGUUUUCUCUUUUUAAUACUUAAAGUAGGCGUCAAAUUCUGUGCCCAAAAUUAGCCAUUUUUUUCAAAAUCAUUACCUGGCCAAUAAUAUGACAUUCACACAGCACCAAAUAUUUACCCAAACCUAAAUUCAAGUGUUUAAAAUUUUCCACUUACUAAACAACAAAAAGUGAUAAAACAUAAAACAAAAGACUUCAAUGAUGAAUACUUAAAAUUUCAUGUUUCAAAUGCUGUAAAAUCAGUAACUAAGAUUAUUCAAACCCAGAUUUAGUGCUAUAAUGAAAUGAAGAUUUUGAAAAAACAUAUCUACAUCUGUAAAGUUAGAAUAGUGAAAGUCAUGCUAGGCCCAUCACUCAAAAAUGGUAUAGACGCCACAGAUAGGUGAUGUUUAGUCACCUAUAGUAACUGCUACCUGGUGAAAAGCAUAAUUAAUACAUAUCCAUCCUCAGUGCCAAGGUUAGUUCUGGGGCAAGAAGCAACAGAACCACCACAAAGUAUACCUCAUUAAGAAUUCCUCUAGCUCUGCUUCUAAAAUCUUUAGAUGGUGCUAGCAGGACAAUAAGUUUUAAACUACCUUGUUACCCAGAAAUCAAAAGCAGCUGAUUACAUGUGAAUUCAUGAUAGCACAUCAUUUCUUGGCACCCAAGUGCCAAAACUGAAGAUUUGGAUUUUCCUAACAACUUUUAUCAAGAUCAAGAGUGUAGUAACUCAGAGUUGAGAAUGUAGGAGAACUUGAAUCCGUUAACUAAAGAAAUAAAUGUGAAUCACGUUCUGUUACUGUGAUACAAUAAUGUGAUUCUCCAACUGGCUCAUCCUUCAGUGUUUACAACACAAACGACUUUUUAAAUGCAAUCAUUUUGCAAAGGAAAACAAACUUCUAUUUCAAAAUAUUUUCAUAGAGGUAGUGUACAUUAUUAUGUUUGUACACCAAUAGGCCAUGGGGAACUCUGUGCAAGUACCUCAUUGCUGAGCAAAUGGAGCUUGCUAUGUUUGAAUUUCAGAUUUUUUUCUCAUUUAUGUAGUAUGUAGGAGCAAGUCUUUUAAUUCUUUUAUUCUUAAUAAUAUUUACUCAAAGUUAAAAUCAUAUAGUUAAAAGUAGUUUAGGAAGUCAACUCCCGUUGUCCUCUGUGGCGCUUAUCCAGCAAACAUAGGCAAGAGUGAAGAGAAUCUUUGAGAUGUUCUAAAGCAACCACACAUGAAAGAGUGGAAAUGUGUAACUGAGCUUUAAAGGACAUGAUGUUAAUGAAGAAAGAAAGCUAGGCACAUAGCAAGAAGGGAGGUUAUGAAAUGAGCAGCCAUAUAGAAAAGAUUGACAUUAUUUGAAAUCGUUCAUAGGUAAAAGACAUUUCCAAUAGAGAUGCAAAUCAGUCAGGAUUUACAUCCUUUUCUAACUGAAAUAAGAAAGUGAAGGGACAAUGAAAUCUUAAAAGUACCUUGCUGGGUGCUUCAUAAUAGAUGGAAGAAAUUAUAUCUCUACAUCACUUAGAGUAACAACACCUGAAAGCUCUAGCCCUUCCCAGAAGGGUGGGAUGAAUUUUCUGGAAGGCAGUUUUCCCUAGUCAUUUUGUUUGAAGCAUGGAAGAUUUAGCAGGUUGUGAGCAGCAUUGUUUGUCUUUAUUUUAGUGAAAUUUUGUUUUGUUUUGUUUCUCACCAAAGCCAUUUUCCAUAAUAAACUACAUUAUUGGAAAUAUAUGAAAACUAGAAAAUAAUGGCUAAAACAAAGUUGAUAAGAAAAUUUUCUGAGUGGUUGAGUCAGUUAAAGGAAGGUAAGAGCCUGAGAGGAAACAGUAAGAAAGUGUAAUCAUUUAGAUGGUAAAAUAUGCAGGAAUCACACAUGUAUUCUUACUCUUUCUUCCUCCCUCUCCUUCUCUCUCUCCUUCUUCCUCUUCCUUCCUCCCUGUCUUUCCCUCCCUUCCUCCUUCUCUCUUCAUCUUCCUCUUCUCUAUUUCACACACAGUUACUAUUUUCAGUAAAACACAUUAGAAUGCACACAAUUUAAUACUUUCAAUAACACAUUAUAAUACACAAAUUUUAAUGUAUUCAGUAACACAUUAGAGUACAAACAUUGCAACAUUUUUAUUACUACCAGUUUUGAGAUAAAUUGCAAUCACUAAGUAAUUUUUUUUUACCAAGAGUCAACUAGUUUAGAUGAUAUACAUAAACUGAGGAAUGCCACACACAUGCAAUGGGAUCUUUUAAGUACUCUUCAAUUUGUUUCUCAAAAUGUAUGCCUCUUUUCAACAACUUAUAUCCAACCUAUACUCUUAAAAAUAUUGUGACAAUCUUUGAGACUGCUAAUUGUUUAAUCAGAAAUUCUGUAAUGAACGUAUUCUUCAAUCUUUAAAAAUAAAAAUUUUCAAAAGUUA